Messenger RNA from Chenopodium quinoa (quinoa), 2073 nucleotides. RefSeq lists its product as uncharacterized. Bases 1 to 2073 code for a protein of 690 amino acids. The record is from RefSeq and is a predicted model, not a curated record. NCBI's taxonomy places the organism in Eukaryota, Viridiplantae, Streptophyta, Magnoliopsida, Caryophyllales, Amaranthaceae. The transcript is spliced from 2 exons.
AUGAGAAUAUAUAAGCCACCCAUUCCAUUUCCUCACAGAAUUGUAGAGACAAAGUUGAAUGAGAAGUUUUCAAAAUUUCUUGAAGUCAUGAGAGGACUUCAAGUGAACAUCCCCUUUCUUCAUGCUAUGUCACAAAUGCUUACCUAUGCAAAUUUUUUGAAGGAUCUUCUAUCCAACAAGAGUAGGCUUGAAGAGAGUGCAACCAUCUCCCUUCCUAAGGAGGUGAGUGCAAUCAUUCAAAAUAAGCUUCCCCAAAAGCUUGGUGACCCCGGUGGCUAUGCAAUACCGGUGAAUAUUGGAGAUUUGAAAGCUAUGGAUGCUUUGUGUGAUCUUGGGGCAAGUGUGAGCUUGAUGCCCUAUUCUAUUGCGAAGAUCUUGAAAGUUGGAGACUUGAAACCAACAAGAAUGUCCUUACAAUUAGCCAACCGCACGGUUACUCUACAUUUGGGGAUUCUUGAAGAUGUGCCGGUUCAAGUUGGAAGAGUAUUUGUGCCAUGUGAUUUUGUGGUAAUGGAGAUGGAAGAAGAUACAAGAGUACCCCUCAUUUUAGGUAAACCAUUUUUGAACAUCGCGGGAGUGGUGAUUGAUAUGAAGGAAGGAAGAAUGACUUUAAAAGUGGGAGAUGAGAAAAUUUCAUUUUCAUUCUCACAACCUAUAAAAAAGCCAUUGAUUAACGAGGUUCAUACAAUUGACACAUUGGAGAGGGACUUAGAAGAGUUCCGAGAAAGAUUGUAUGAAAGAGAUCCUUUACAAGCUACCCUAAUGGGAGGCUUAGUUGAGGAGGGUGGAGAAGCAAAGGGGUAUGAUCUUUUACUCAACCAACCUGUGGUCUACGAUGUGAUGAAAUUUGAAGUGCUUAACGUGGAAGCAAAAGAGGAGAGGACUACGCCUCCUCCUAAGGUUGAACUUAAACCCCUUCCCCCUUUACUUAAAUAUGCUUUUCUUGAAGAUAGUGAGAGUUAUUCCGUUAUUCUUAAUUCUAAGCUCGAUAACACCUCUCUUAAGAAACUCCUAGUUGUUUUAAGGGAGUAUAGAGAUGUCAUUGGGUACAAAAUUGAUGACAUUAAGGGGAUAAGUCCCACCAUAUGCAUGCAUAAAAUUCUACUUGAUGAUGAUCAUGCUUCCUUGAUUGAGCACCAAAGAAGGCUCAAUCCAAACAUGAAGGAAGUGGUGAAAAAAGAUGUUUUGAAACUUCUUGAAGCGGGCAUAAUCUACCCUAUCUUCGAUAGUAAGUGGGUUAGCCCGGUUCAAAUUGUUCCUAAAAAGGGAGGCAUGACCAUCAUAAAAAAUGAUAAGGGUGAGACCACUUCUACGAGGUCGCUCACCGGGUGGAGGAUGUGCAUUGAUUAUCGAAAAUUGAAUAAAUCCACUCGGAAAGACCACUUCCCAUUCCCCUUCAUUGAUCAAAUAUUGGAAAGACUAGCAUCACAUAGUCAUUAUUGCUUCUUGGAUGGAUACUCUGGAUUCUUCCAAAUCUCAAUCCAACCCGAUGACCAAGAAAAGACUACAUUCACAUGUCCAUUUGGCACCUUUGCAUAUCAAAUGAUGCCAUUUGAACUUUGUAAUGCACCUUCCAUAUUUCAAAGGUUGAAGGAGGCCUUGAUUUCGGCACCUAUCAUUCCACUCCCAAAUCCUUUCGAGCUCAUGUGUGAUGCUUCGGAUUUUGCCGUUGGGUCCGUUCUUGGACAAAGGAAGGACAAGAAGCUCCAUGCUAUUUAUUAUACUAGCAAAACAUUGGAUGAGGCACAAAGAAAUUACACAACCACGGAAAAGGAGUUUCUAGCCAUUGUUCAUGCAAUUGAGAAGUUUAGGUCAUACUUGUUGGGCUCUAAGGUCAUAGUAUUCACCGACCAUUCGGCGUUGAAGUACCUCUUGUCCAAGAAGGAACCUAAGCCAAGAUUGAUACGGUGGGUCUUGCUCUUGCAAGAUUAUGAUAUUGAUAUUAGAGACAAAAAGGAUGCCGAAAAUGGUGUGGCCGAUCAUCUUUCACGGUUGCCUAUCUUCGUAGGUGAUCUUGAUAACUUGCUAAUUGAUGAGUCAUUUCCGGGUAAUCAACUAUUUGCUAUCCUUUAA